AGGAAUUCUGGUGGCCUCGCCUACGGCAGGCAGAGGACAACGCCGUGCCUUGGUCUGUGCAGCAGGAAGAAGGGCAGAACUGCUCACCCACCGCCUUGCAGAGUUUCCUCCGCCGUGUGAUUCAUGUCAGGAGCUUGUUGGGUGACUCCGGGAUGAAUGACGCUAUAUAAAUGCAAAGCUUUAUUAAUAUUUCAUGCGGUAGUGAAAGUGCACAACUGGGGCUCGUUCCUGCAAGACGAAGUGCCGCCGUGUCGGCGCACCUCCCCGGCCCUGAGCUGCCUUCCUCCAGCAGAGGGUGCAGCCUGGGGCAGCUCCCUGCCUCUGGAAAACAAAUCCGCAGCAAACUGAAGCGGGAGAAGCAGCUGUGGGAUGCCACCAUCCCUCACGGGCAUCCGUCUGUCCUGUUUAGGAGACGAUGCAACAGUUCCAUCCCUUCCCUGCUUCCCCAGGAGGACGUCCACCCGAUGUGGCUGUGACUGCCCAAAAGAGAGGGUUUUAACCCAGAAAGCAGCAAGCUGUGAGAGCCUCUUUGGAUACCUGCAAGCCUGGGGCAGGGGGUCCCUGCUGGGUGCUGUGGGAUGAGGGGGCUGCCCCGGGAUCCCACUCCCAGAGGGGCUGGGAGCCCCCUUCCCAUCACAGGCACUGCACCGGCAGGUUAAAAAAAAAUAAAUAAUUUUUAAAAAGGGCUUGUUUGAUUUCAGACUGCAGAACUCUUCCCUGGAGCCAUCGGCAAACAGUGGUAAUUUACUUUACAGCUGUUUAGAUUUGUUUCUCUCCAUUUUUUUUUUAAACCCAGUGGAAUUGCAAAUGAAACGUGUGUUUGCUCCUCAGAUGACUCGGGCUCUACGUGAGCUCUCACACCCCACGCAGCAGCACCGGCUCCCCAGACCCUCACCCACCCGAUCCCUGCGCCCGCGGUGCCCCGGGGGGGUCAGGCCUCAGCAAGAGGCUUCUGUGGGAGGGGGUCCCCGUCCCAGGGGGGUCCUGGGCUCUGGGAUAGGGGGGCACCGGGAAGGGACUUGCACCAGCUUGCAGCACAGGUAUGGGGAGCCUGGAAAAGGUGGUUAAUUAAUUCCCAGCAAAAUAAUCAGCUGCCACCUACUCAUCAGAAGGCAGGGAGGGAAAAAUGCUCUUAUUAAAGCAUUGGCACGGUGCAAAGUCUGAAUAAAAGGGGAUUACAAAGGGUGGGGUUUGGCUCCUAGGGCUUUGGCCACGUCACCCCCUGGGGGUCCAAGAGAGGGAAGACGGGGAGGAGGCAGCGGCACCCAGGCUGCCACCGUGCUCGGGGACCCUGGUGUCCCCAGGGCAGCCGGGGACAGGCGGCCCCGAGCCCCUGCCCUUCCCCGCGGUGGUGCAGCCGGUGCUGCCUGGGGGCAGGAUAGGGCCCCACGCAGCAGGGCAGUGCUUGGCCUGACAGGGCAUGCAGGGAUCUGCCUCAAAGCCAGUUCCUUCCCCCGGGAAUCUCCUCCUUGCUCCCAGGAGCCCCAGGAUGACUCACGCAGCACCUCGGCACCGGGCGAUGCGCUCCUGCCGCGGGCGAGCACCGACCGAGCGGCGGCCUGGCCUCUGCUGGGACGUCCCCAGGGCGACCGGCACUCCCCGGGCUGCUGCCGCGAGCUUGCACGGGAAAGGGGAAAGCUGGAUUUUGUGUCCCCAGUCCUGAUUCCGAGCCCCCCUGGCUCCGUCUGGCCCCGUGGAUAGAGGCAGCGAGAAGGGAGCUCCAGACUAGCUAACAGGACCAGGGGACCAUGAACUGGGGGGUAUUUGAGGGGCUCCUCAGCGGGGUCAACAAGUACUCCACGGCCUUCGGCCGCAUUUGGCUCUCCCUCGUCUUCAUCUUCCGCCUGCUGGUCUAUGUGGUGGCAGCCGAGCGCGUCUGGAGCGACGACCACAAGGACUUUGACUGCAACACGCGGCAGCCGGGCUGCACCAACGUCUGCUUCGACCACUUCUUCCCCGUCUCGCACAUCCGCCUGUGGGCCCUGCAGCUCAUCCUGGUGACCUGUCCCUCCCUGCUGGUCAUCAUGCACGUGGCCUACCGCGAGGCCAAGGAGCAGAGGCGCCAUGCCGCCGCGGGGAGCGACUACCGCUGCCUCUACCCCAACCCCGGCAAGAAGCGGGGCGGGCUCUGGUGGACCUACCUGCUCAGCCUCAUCUUCAAGGCUGGCGUGGACAUAAUCUUCCUCUACAUCUUCUACCGCUUGUACAGGAACUACACCCUGCCCUCCGUGGUGAAGUGCGAGCUGCCCCCGUGCCCCAACAUCGUGGACUGCUUCAUCUCCCGGCCCACCGAGAAGAACAUCUUCACCAUCUUCAUGGUGGUCACCACCUGCAUCUGCAUCGCGCUCAGCCUGGUCGAGGCCACCUACCUGAUCGGCAAGCGGUGCUGCGAGUGCCUCCAGGCCCGCAGCAGGGAGAGCUGCCAGCACAGCCGGGACUGCGCGCUCUCCUGCACCGAGUCUGCGGACACAGCGGGGCAGGUUUUCCCCCCAGGGGACUGCAAGCCCCCCAUGACCUCCAUCCCCACGGCCUCCAUCCCCAAAACCUCCGUCCCCACAACCUCCGUCCCCACAGUCUCCGUCCCCACGACCUCCAUCCCCACCGCCCCCAUCCCGACAGCCUCCAUCCCCAUGACCUCCAUCCCCACAGCCUCCACCCCCACAGCCUCCGUCCCCAUGCCUGAGCAGGAGCAGGCUCCUCCCUAGGGCUGCCCGUAGCCGUGUGCCUGCCCCAGCCCCUGCUCCUCCAGGUGGGACCCUUCAAAGUCCUGGUCAUGGGAGUGCUGGGGGAGCUGCACUGUGGAGGUGCGGUCAGCCUCUCCCCCUCUUGGGGCAAGGUGUUUUCCAUCGUUCUGAUGAAUUUAGGGUAAAAGUGGGUGCUGCAGGACGUGUGGGUGCUCUCUGAGAGCCAGCAGGCACUGCAAGGUGAGGGACGAGCAGCUCCACAGCAGCUGGGAGCCAGCACCGAGCACUGAGCCUGUCCCAGCUGGGGCUGGCUUAGCCGAUCCUGAGCAUAUUCCUGCAGUGAAUAAAACUUUCUGUCUCUACAACGUGA
Messenger RNA from Oxyura jamaicensis (ruddy duck), 3054 nucleotides. Its product is annotated as gap junction beta-5 protein-like. Lineage: Eukaryota; Metazoa; Chordata; Aves; Anseriformes; Anatidae. The transcript is spliced from 3 exons. Gene Ontology annotation, biological process: cell communication. The record is from RefSeq and is a predicted model, not a curated record. Bases 1749 to 2705 code for a protein of 318 amino acids. Gene Ontology annotation, cellular component: connexin complex.